GCAGCGCCGAGGCGAGGAAAGUGUCACGCAGCUUGCCGGCGAGGAGGAUGUGACUGUGCUCGGCGAGACGCGCGAGAGAUCGCUCGGAUGUGCUGCCUCGCGAGAGAGUGAUUCACGAUGAAUCUGACCGCGGGGAACCCGCACGGCAACGGCCUGCUGUACGCCGGCUUCAACCAGGACCAAGGAUGCUUCGCUUGCGGCAUGGAAAAUGGCUUCAGGGUGUACAACUGUGAUCCGUUGAAGGAGAAGGAGAGGCACGACUUCAGCGACGGUGGCCUCGGAUACGUGGAGAUGCUGUUCAGAUGUAAUUACCUGGCGCUGGUCGGCGGCGGUGCCAAGCCGCUGUAUCCCACGAAUAAAGUCAUGAUCUGGGAUGACAUCAAGAAGUCACCGGUGAUCACCUUAGAAUUUAACGCGCCCGUGAAAGGCGUCAAGUUACGGAGGGACAGGAUAGUGGUAGUGUUGGAGGGCGUUAUAAAAGUUUACACAUUUACACAGAAUCCCCAACAGUUGCACGUGUUUGAGACUAACCCGAACCCACGUGGAUUGUGCGUUCUGUGCCCCAAUAGUAAUAACUCUCUACUUGCCUUCCCCGGACGGAAAAACGGUCACGUUCAAGUCAUAGAUCUGGCCAACACCGAGAAGCAACCGUUGAACAUAGAAGCGCACGAGACGCCUUUGUCCUGCAUAGCUCUAAAUUUGCAGGGCACCAGACUGGCCACCGCCUCCGAGAAGGGUACUUUGAUCAGGGUGUUUGAUACGCAAAACGGUAACAUGAUCAACGAGCUGAGGAGAGGAGCGAAUCACGCGAAUAUCUAUUGCAUAAACUUCAACCACGACUCCACGUGGCUGUGCGUCGCCAGCGACCACGGCACCGUGCACGUGUUCGCCGUCGAAGAUCAAAAGCUGAAUCGCCAGUCCAGCUUAGCGUCCGCCACUUUCCUACCAAAGUACUUCAGCUCGAGCUGGAGCUUCUGCAAGUUUCAAGUGCCGGGCGGGCCACAGUGCAUGUGCGCCUUUGGUCAGGAUAACAAUAGCAUCAUAGUGAUAUGCGCAGACGGUAGUUAUUACAAGUUCGUAUUCAACAACAAGGGCGAGUGCACGAGAGACCUUUACGCGCAGUUCCUCGAGCUGACCGACGAGAAAAUGUGACUGGAGGACACGACGGCGGUGAACUAAGAGACCGCGCGCGCAGAAGACGACCUCUCGUGUUCCUCCGUUCUUUUCACCUGCGUCAUCGGCCGCCGAGCGAAGAUUGAGAUCGCCAGGCGCAAUGAUACACGUGACCUUGAUGUUCGGAGAAAGAUAGAGAGAGAGAGAGAGAGAGAGAGAGAGGGAGAGAGAGAGAGAGGGGGGGCAAGGUCACUCGGCGAGAUGUUCGUUACAGAGGAGAGAUCGAAGAUACGUCCGUUCCUUUUUGGCAGCGGGCGACACGACAGAGGACCAAACGCCAAGAGUUCUAUUGAUUGUUAGUGAUAUACCGAUCGUUGAUGUGUUGUGCGCGGCUUUUCGGCCUGCACGGGAGCGUGUGACCGACGAGGUCGGUGAUCCGUUCCCUUGCUCGGAAACGCCGACGAUGAGAGAGAUUUAACGCGCGUCGAGCAGCGCGCGCUGGACGCUGGCGCGAGAUGCGUCCGCGAGAGAAUGCGCGAACCUGUUAAACGAGCCUACCUAUUAGCGCUGACGCCUAGAUCGAGACGGAGAGGAGCGAGUUUUUUUCAAUGCAACCAACAAAAGCGGGAGGAAUGUCCGCGGGUGACAGCUCAUUAGCGCCGGGGAACGUCGCGGCUUACUUGUUGGCGCCGUGUGAUACAUUUUUUCUUACAAUUUAGAUAAGGACGCUGCGUAAUAUUCGUUGAAAUCAAACGUUGGCCAUAAAUAUCAUCGCGACUCAGGAUGAGCCGAGGGGCUGCGCUCUCGUUGUUUUCUUUUUCUUUUCUUGUCUUUUCGUUCUGUCGCUUGCGUGAAAAGCGUUGCAGAUGCAAAUCGUGUGUCCCUAUUGAUAUUGCGUGUGUCUUAGUUACAAAGAAGAAAAAGAAGAGAUGUCUUUCGUGUUGAACACGCCUCGCGCACGGCAAGCAGGAAAGACCUCGGUUGGUGCAACCGAAUGCAACCCGGACGCGAGCUCGGUUGAGAUAACAUUGAGCCUCUCGUCUGGUCCUCGGAAAAUUUAGUUGCACCAAUGGAGUCGCUUUCCUUCGUGUAAAACAAAAAAAAA
Harpegnathos saltator (Jerdon's jumping ant) is the source of this 2218-nucleotide messenger RNA. Its product is annotated as WD repeat domain phosphoinositide-interacting protein 3. The record is from RefSeq and is a predicted model, not a curated record. Gene Ontology annotation, molecular function: protein binding. The transcript is spliced from 6 exons. Lineage: Eukaryota; Metazoa; Arthropoda; Insecta; Hymenoptera; Formicidae. Bases 118 to 1152 code for a protein of 344 amino acids.